CCCGUUAUUGCCAAGGUAACAGACAAACAGCCUCUGGCGCUGCAGAAAAAGGACCAGGGGGGCUGGUGGAUUAUGAGUGCCGAAGAGGGUGCCGGGGGAAGAGAGAAGCGAGGGACGGACGACCCCAGCGACGAGGCCAUCUUGCGGGAACUAUGUGCAGUCAGUGGAUGCAACUAUGAGAGACUGCUGGAAAACGGAAAAGACGAAAAUGUUACGAAGAUUGAGAUUUUCUUCUUCGGUUUCCCGCGGUUAUGUGGCCUUCACCACUUUCCCAAUCUCACCAAACUCUGCAUUGUCAACCAACCAAUAAGAUCUCUAGCUGGCCUUGAGUCAUGUGACCACCUCACUGAACUAUGGGUUUGCGAGACAGCACUCGAAGACAUGAGAAACGUGGAGUGCUGUGUUAGAUUGGUCCAGCUAUACCUGUACUCAAACCGGAUCAGCAGGAUCCAGGGACUGGACAAACUGGUUUAUCUGGAGAAACUGUGGCUCAACAGCAACCGUCUUUCCCGCGUGGAGGGUCUGGGGAACCUUGGUAAUCUGAGGGACCUGAAUUUGGCGGGGAACACCCUCACUUCCAUCAGGGGGGCAGUGGAGCACCUCCGUAAAUUGGAGAUUUUUGAUCUUUCAGGAAACCAGAUCUCAUCCUUUGAAGACCUGUCCCCACUCUCGGACCUUCCCUCCCUCCACUCCCUCUCCCUGUCACACCCUCACCACCCUCCCAACCCCCUCUGUCUCCUCUGCAAUUACUCCUCCCUCCUCCUGUUCUCCCUCCCACAUCUCACCACUCUCGGCGGACAGGACGUGUCUUCGCCUGACGUAAAGAGCCUUGUUCAGGGGCUGGUGUCCAAGAAGAAGAUGUUCUAUCGAAUGAGAGUGAAACACGAACAGGAAGUGAUGGAGAGGAAGUGCCACGCCCACCAACAGGAAGUGAGACGGCUACAGGAAGUGGUGUCAGGGAGAUUGAGGACCCUCCACACUGCCUUGGGGAGACUGAAGCAGUUUCACGAUGCCACUGAAGAAGAGGAGGAGGAAGAGGAGAGGAAGAGAGAGAAAUGCGACUGAUCCAAGAGAGGAUUGAGCACCUGACCAGUUACAUGGACCACGUCACCACCACUAGCACUGACCACUUAUCUCAGCUGAGGAAGGAGCUGGACUGGCAGACUAGACUGUGGCAGACUGAGCUGGAGUCAGGGGGCAACACUAAGUUUCUGGCCCCCGUCGGGGGUCGCGAAGGUCACUGGCACAGGGCCUGCACGGAGCUCAUAAAGUCUCGGUUCUCUGCCGCCAAUUGGCAGGAGUUUGGGUUCAGCGGUGUUGAGGUGAGGCAAGUCCUGAGGAUUGAGAAUCGGAAGUUGCGACAUCGUCUGAGGUCCGCAGUCCAGACCAUUCUGGAGCAGUCCGGUCCGGGUUCCAUACCACCUCCAGAUGACCUUUCCGAUCUCUUGGAAUACCUGUUUCUUGUCUGGAACCCAGAGCUGGAUCUGCUGCAAGUCUGUAGUGAUGGAUUCCCCGAGAGACGUAGCAGUCCUCCAGUUAGUCUGACAGACUCCAUCAUGUUUGCCGACCUACCACGUCUCAGACAUUCCAGUGGGCGUGGCCAUAGGUCACGUGACGAGAGUGGGCGUGGUCAGAAGUCACGUGAUGAGAACCAGACUCACCUGUUGCUGUGUAAGGUGUUCAAGGGUCAACACAUGCAAAUCAGCGGCUCAGGAAUACCCUCGCCUUCUGAUUAUCCCUCCUCCCACUCUGUCUGUCGCCAUGCCAACGCUCACAGCAGCGAGUGGUUUGUUUUCCACCCAGCUCUAGUCAUUCCAUCGUUCUUCAUCUCCCUUCGCUACCUAACUCCAGGCCCGUCAAAGAGCGUGUUGGAUCACAUGACAUCACGUGAUCCCCACACUCCCACUGAUGACGUCAUCCUAGACCACGCCCCUAUCCUCCCUGCUCAGCCAAAGUUAGCUCUACUUGACGAGGCAUCAAUCCUCAGAGUUUCGAACUGCACCGAUCUUUCCAAUGUAAAGGAUCUCUGUCUCCAUGGCAACCACCUGACUCGAUUCCGUCUGUCGUCGUGUCCGUCGUCCCUCACACACUCCCUCGUCCCCAACCUCACAACUCUCACACUCUCGUGCAACGAGAUCCACACAGCCGCGGACUUUCAUGACCUGCCACAGUUGGUGGAACUGGACCUGAGUUUCAAUAAAAUCACCACUCUUGAAGGAAUGAAGAAUCUUCCAAAGCUGCAGAAGUUGGACAUGAGUUGGAACAGCCUCACCUGCUAUUUCACAGAUGUCAGUGUUUUGAGGAGACAUGCUCCAGCCCUGGUCUCCCUUCACUGCAGCCGUAACCCCUGGACCGUGCCUGAUCUGUUCAGAAGGCACACCCUCACUCGGCUAAAGAACCUCCGUUACCUUGACAACACCCCGGUCACGCCCGACGACACUUCCGCUGCCGUCGCCUACUGCACCGCCUCCCAACUCUCCUCCUCCUCCCUCUCUCCCCACGUUCACACCCUCACCGUCCUCCCUCCCUCCCUCUCUCUCUCCUUCGUCACAUACUCCCUAAUCAAACUACCAUUACCCAGGUUCACUGAUUCCAUCCAUAACUGGGGACGUAAGGUGACGUGUCUUCAUCUGGCCGGUCGCAGUGUGCGAAGACUGUCGUGUUUCGACCAACUACCCAAUCUACUGUGGGUCUGUCUCGACAAUAACACCAUCAGCAACAUCGAGGCUCUCUCUCUUUGCACGAAGCUGCAAGAAGUGUCACUUGACAACAACCAAGUCAGUGAUCUCACUCCACUCUGCUCCCUUACACACCUUCAGACUCUAUCAGCAGACGGCAACAGUCUGUCGUCCCUCCCAGAUCCCAGACACCUCAGAUCCCUCGCCUCACUCCUUCGUCUCUCACUCUCCCACAACCAACUCUCUGAUCUGACUCCAAUGAAGGUUCUAACUUCGAUUCAAGAACUGUACAUCAGCUCUAAUGAUAUUCACGACCGCCGGCAGCUAUUCCAUUUGAAGCCCCUCAGAAGCCUGCUGAUCCUGUCACUGGAGAACAAUCCUCUGGCCAUGCCCACACCGGAAGUGGGCGGGGCAACGGGCGGAGCUACACAUCGGAUGUUUGCAGUUUAUCAUCUUCACUCCCUCCGAGCGUUGGACGGAAUCCCAUUGGAACAAUCGGAAGUGACACAGGCAAAGGAAAAGCUUGGAGGAAGGCUGACACAGGACAUGAUCUACGAGCUGAGUCCCAGUCUGGAUCUGUCAGACGCCCGUACCCUCGAUCUCCCAUCCUGCGGGGUCAGAUCGGUCGACCUUUCACCUUUUGACCUCCUCAAGAACCUUGCCAGUCUAAAUCUAGAGCAGAACAGUUUGACGUCGUUAUCGGGACUUGUCCAUCUCAACCAGUUGAAGGUCCUGUGUCUGAACCAUAACAAGAUAGAGUGUCUGUUGCCAAGGGAGACGACAGCAGAGAGGGAAACAACCACUGCCAUGAGGAGUCUCCAAGUACUGCAUCUCGCGUACAAUGGCAUUAGCAAUAUGGGAGUUCUCCAGUUGAGCUGUCUUCCUUCACUGCGGGCACUGUUCUUGCAAGGGAAUGAAAUAAGCAGGGUCGAUGGACUGACUGGUUUGACUCGACUGACUGAACUUGUCCUGGACAGAAACAGGAUCAAGGCUUUUCAUGAGAGGUCGUUCUCUGAUCUUGUGAGUCUCCGUGUGCUACUGGUGGAAGAAAACAGACUUCGAAGUCUGUCUCAUCUCGAUACGCUGGUCAACCUGGAGAGACUGUUCCUCGGAGGAAACAAGAUUCAGGACUAUUCAGAGCUAGACAAACUCCACCCACUAUCCCGCCUCCUAGAGAUCUCUCUCUUAGAUAAUCCUAUUGCACGCAGACAUCAACACCGACCAAUCACAAUAUUCAACCUGCCGUCUCUCCUCUCAUUGGACGGUCUGAGAGUGACAUCACAGGAAAGGCAGAAUGCCGAGGCUAUUUUUAGCAUCACCGAGGAACAAGACAUGGUGGAAAUGCUGUUGCCAGGGAUACCAAACAGACCUGCCCACCUGAGAGUGAUGAACAUGCCCUUUGUACCCACAAGCUCCGUAAACCACACCCACAACCACUCGGACACCAGACGGUGAGACAUCUGGCUGGUGUUGACCAUAUUGAGGAGGAGGACGAAGCUAGAGGGGAUUCACUGGUGCGCGGCUGGCCAAUUCCGUGGCAUCUCGAUCGCCUGGACCAAGAGAAGGGAGACGAUUGGCCGCUAGACCAUUCGUACCAGCCAAUUGGGACUGGAGAAGGAGUUGAUAUAUAUGUCCUGGACUCUGGCGUGAGAUACGAACACAGCGAGUUUGAAUUCAGAGCCAAGUAUGCAGGCUAUGAUCCGUAUGAUGAGCAUGCCCAGAAGAAGGGCCACGAUUCCAUUCCGAUGCAAGGCAGAGACUGUCACGGGCAUGGGACACACGUCGCUAGUCUCUGCGGUGGAAAAACGUUCGGAACUGCCAAGAAAGUAACUCUGUACAGCGUCCGGGUCUUGGGGUGCCAGAAUUCCGCUCCGUGGAGCGUUGUUCUCGACGGUUUAGAGUUCGUUUCCCGGGUGAUUGAAUCUCGCAUGAGACCAGCCGUCGUUACAAUGUCACUGAGUGGGUCUUACCAUCAGUCCGUGAACGACGCUGUCAUGGAACUAUACAAGAAGAACAUCCCCGUGGUAACUGUCGCAGGGAACGGGGAGACGGAUUGUUGCAAUCGCUCGCCUGCCAGCUCCGCACACGCCAUCACAGUCGCCGGGACGAGACUCGGCGACGGACUGUACCGGAUUGGUCAGGGGACAAAUUUUGGGAGUUGCGUCGAUGUUUUCGCCCCCGGAGAGCAGAUUACUGGCGCCAGCCACGUCUGCUGGAACUGCUCGAAGCUCCUCAGUGGAACGAGCAUGGCGGCUCCAAUGGUUGCGGGGCUUGUAGCAAUCCACCUCGCCAGGACUCCUCGCAUGACGGCAAAGCAGGUGAAGGAGAGAGUGAUCAACGACUCACUCUUGGACAUGGUAAAUUUCCAGGGGAUGCCUCGCAGCUACUACGCCUUAACUCCAAACCGCCUGGUCCAAAUUCCAGGUUCUUGUGGGGGGUCCUGGUUUCCACUGAGUCAGUCCACGUUCCAUACGCCCAUGUUUCCAAACCGUUACCCCGGCAACCUGGACUGCGAGUGGAGAAUAUUGGCCGAAGAGGGGCAACAAGUUCAGAUCACAUUCCAUUCCGUCGCGACCGAAAGGAACUUCGACGUUGUUCAAGUAAUAGACGGGCCUUGUUGGGACAGUUCAAACGUCAUGGCAACCAUAUCAGGGGAUCUAGGGAUGGUGAAUGUGACAUUUCGUUCACUCUCUCCCUCACUCUGCGUCCGAUUCACCGCUGACGGAGAAACCAGUUUCUCAGGUUUCAACGCAACUUACACCAAGCUCUACAAAAACACCAGCCUUCCCGUUGUAGUCCCUUCACUCCCUCCUCGACCACUCUCCUACUUCUCAACCGUAUUGCUCCACCACCUCGACGUGUCGAAGAACGCCACGGAGCUGCAAGAAUACGAGACCGACGGAUUCCGUCCGACAUGGUGCAACACGUACGGCGGCGGUCGGAGGAGCAACGUGGAUAUCAUACUCACAAACGACACACGCGUUCACUCGCAGUGUAAACUGGAAGUUGGCAACAAAUCACUCGCUAGAAUGCUUGAAAAGAAGGCAGGAGAAGGGUUCAGCCUGUGGCACAUUACCACAAGAACGCGAGGACGAAAUGUCGUUCGUCCAGCUUUCUACUUGCUUCUGAAGAGGGUACCGCCCCACCUAGAGCACGUCUACUACCUGCGGGAAAACGAAAGUGAAUAUUUGAACCAUCUCGAGACGCACACCAAACAAAACUACAAGCUCUCUCUCAUUCAUUUUACUACCUCGAAGACCAGUUGUACGUCAGCUCGGUGUAUGUACGCGACCGCCGCUUCGCGCUACACAUUCCAAUUGAAAACCUUCCGCCGGCAAGAUGGCGCAGU
Geodia barretti is the source of this 6027-nucleotide messenger RNA. Lineage: Eukaryota; Metazoa; Porifera; Demospongiae; Tetractinellida; Geodiidae. The record is from the annotation of a GenBank genome assembly.